Pygocentrus nattereri (red-bellied piranha) is the source of this 2001-nucleotide messenger RNA. RefSeq names its product hes related family bHLH transcription factor with YRPW motif like (gene heyl). The transcript has 6 exons. Lineage: Eukaryota; Metazoa; Chordata; Actinopteri; Characiformes; Serrasalmidae. Gene Ontology annotation, biological process: regulation of transcription by RNA polymerase II; regulation of neurogenesis; Notch signaling pathway. Bases 282 to 1322 code for a protein of 346 amino acids. The record is from RefSeq and is a predicted model, not a curated record. Gene Ontology annotation, molecular function: RNA polymerase II cis-regulatory region sequence-specific DNA binding; protein dimerization activity; DNA-binding transcription factor activity, RNA polymerase II-specific. Gene Ontology annotation, cellular component: nucleus.
GGGAUCAAGGGAAUGUGACUUGGCGAGUGCCAGAACACUGGGAGUCCAGUGAAGAAGGAAGACGAGGACUAAGCUGAGAGAGUGAGAGAGCACUAAUAAAGAUCUGCUAAACUUAGAACUUUUAUUGUGGUGAGAGAGAGGGAGAGAGAGAGAGAGAGAGGGGCUUGCUGGCACCACAGUUUGUCCAUCGCGGCUGAAACUUCUCUCACAGGAUCAAGUGUUCUUCUUCUUCAUUCAUCCACUAAACCUUCAUCCUGAGAGGAGAGGAGAGCCGCUUAGCCAUGAAGAGACCUCACGACUACAGCUCUCCAGACUCGGACACAGACGAGCUGAUUGAUGUCGGACAGGAGGACAGUUACUGUCCUGUCACUGGGUCCAUGUCGCCAGGCAGUACCUCACAGAUCCUAGCCCGAAAAAAGAGAAGAGGGAUCAUUGAGAAGAGGCGCAGGGACAGGAUCAACCACAGUCUGUCCGAACUAAGAAGACUGGUGCCCAGUGCUUUUGAAAAACAGGGCUCAUCCAAACUGGAGAAGGCAGAGAUUCUUCAAAUGACAGUAGAUCACCUAAAACUGCUGCAUGCAGUUGGAGGAAAAGUUUCCACUUGUUUUCGAGAGAAAUCUGCAGGGAUGUUUUUCCACAACUCCAAAGGUUACUUCGAUGCCCGUGCACUGGCGGUGGACUACUGGACACUGGGUUUUCGGGAGUGUGUGGGAGAAGUGGUGAGGUAUCUUAGCUCUCUGGAGGGCAUGGAGUCCACAGACCCCAUUGGAGUACGCCUGGUGUCCCACCUGAGUCACUGCGCCAGUGAGUUGGACCCUCUUCAACAGAGCUCAGCUGCUCUGCCCUUCACCCCCUGGCCUUGGGGCUCUUUCCCACAGCUAAGCAGCCCCUCCAGCCUCACAGUCCCCUCACCCCCCUUUGCUUCUGACAGCCGCCGUGACCUGACCCCUCAUGCUGCCCUCUUGGCCUACCCUUCACCAGCCUUGCGAAUGACUCCUCUGGGCAGCCAGGGGGCACUAUUGAGUCCAGCCAUAUCUUUAGUGCGCAGGUUGCCUUCUGUCCCAUCCCGCUCUCACAGACUGCCUGAGCCGCCUCAGGAGGGCCCAGCCGCCCCCACAUCUCUACAUUCUGCUCCACCUCCUCGCUCUUCCUCCUCACCCUCUUCCAUCUCCUCCUCCUCUCCCACCUCCUCCUCUGCCAGCCAUUCUCAGGUUUCCUUCAGACCCUUUGCUGCUCUGGGGUCUCCAGCCCCAGUCAUCAGGGGCAUGGGUGGAUCCAGCAAGUCGGCGCAAACCUGGGGGACAGAGAUUGGGGCCUUCUGAUUCAAGUAAUGUAGCGGACUAUCAAAAGCAAUAGAGCAAUUGCUUGCCCAUCAGAACCAUGCAUUUAUGAUUGACCUGUCCAUGCUCUGCCCACAAAUACAUUCUUUUGUAGCAAUCAUCACCAUUCAGAUUGUUGUUGUAGUUAAUCAAAACUAGAAAAGUUGUAAAAGAAUUUGUCUCCAUGCUAAUGUUAGAUCAAGUACAUCACAAAAAACUACACCCAAUCUGUCAUAACUGUGACUUUUAACAUGCAUACAAAAUAAUGUAAUUACAAAUUAUUGACACUUUGUAAUUUUUUAUAUUUUGACAUUUUUUUGUCAACUUAAAUUUAAAUUUGCUAUGAAAGAUUGCAUUUGUAGGUGGAGCAUGUAUUCCAUAAAGGGAAAUUUCACUGAUAUUUCACUGAUAUUGAAGAGUUACAAGUCAUUCAGAGUGGUUUGAUGUGUGUAGAGAAUUUACCAGUAAUAGAAAACAUAGACUGUGAUGUCUACAAUGCAAAUAUAGCCUUAUUAUGACCUGUGAACCUUCAUGUGUCUUUGAGUUUUACAUAUCACAGCUCUCAGAAGAAAACCUUGUAUCUCCAUUUUUGUCAUUUUUCAGUUUUUGACAUAAUUUAAAAAUGCCUGUUGCCUUUUAUAUUGUGUUUAAAUUUCACAAAUAAUGGACCAAAAGAAACGGA